UUAGUGUUGUGAAGAAAACGACUCAUAAGGUUUUGUUGGUCUUCUAUCAAAUUGAAAAGUCACAAAUUAGUCUUUAUUCUUCGUCGUUUUUUACAAGAGAGGGCCGAAAGCGCGCCUUUCGCCCUCAUUUAUAAUGUGUCCCUUAUGUCGACCCUUAUGUCGACUCCUCACAGUGUUCCGACUUAGGGUUAUGUGGUGAUGAUCGUUAUUCCUAGUUGCUGUAAUCAGAACUUGUCAUAACGCACGCAUCGACCCGUUGUUAUUUACAACAAUUAGAUUAAUAUAGCGUUUUAUUAAUAUAAUUAUGAGCUAUUAUAUCAGAUUUAAGCAACGAAAAUUUUGCACCGCACUGUAACGCAUCUGAGUGCGCCAGUCUAGAGGGCAGUUUCACGCAACACUGUACGAUCAUUUACCAGCUGUCGCUUGGUAUGGACGAACGUUUCAAACCGCACGUUUACUGCUAGUGCCAAGCAAACAACAAACCAGCCAUCCGCAAAGUACGAGGCUUUAGUUGAGACAGGAAGAAGGAGCACAUUACACCUUCAACGUUUGAAAGAGACGGCAGCAGGACAUUCGGGAAAGCUUUCGCUUUCGCGAAACACGAACUGCUCCCGAAAGCUCGUUCGUACGAAGUCGCACCAGUUUCGUCGCCUAAAGCAAGCGUGUGUAUUCAGUGCAAUCCGAUCGUUUGCGCUGUACGGAAGUGGAUGUGGUUAAGGAAUCCUGCCUGCAAGCAUCCAUUCAAAUCCCUGCCGUGGAGCAAUGUGAAAGUGUUUUUUUAUUGUUGUUGUUUGCUGUUCUUCUGUGACAUACUAACAGCCGGGUUUAGUGUUGUAACUGGGCAGGAUUAAAAGAUGUCUCGCAUGUAACCGUUCCUGGAACGAUAAUUUUGUUCAUCUUCCCCUUGGGUAACACUCCUGUCGAGACUGAGAGAAAGAGAAACCGUCUCGGUUAGGUGAAAGUGGACCACCGUCCGUACAGCUGGUAAUGCUGAUAGUGUAUUGCAUGGUAAAUAUUUACAUCCACCAACGGCACGGAGUAUUUACAUUAAGUGGCUCGUGCAGACGAUGCUCGAUGAGAUCGGGGUUUAAGUAAUCGACAUUUCCGAUCUGCGUGCGUGAGUGCGAUUGUGUGUCAAGCGAUAGUCCUGCCUCGCUAGGACCGUAGUCGAUGAUGUAACAAGAACCAUGUGCAUGGGAAGAGCAACGAUAAGUGCAGUGAAACGAAAUGUAACGAAUGGGUAAUAGUGGUACAUACUUCUACCAACACACGCACCCACCACCAAGCACACGAGUUCGCGUGAAAUCAGCUUAAACUUAGCUGCACGAAUUGGUCCAUUUCCACCGUCGCGGCCACCAUCGCGGAAACAGCUGUUUAGAUAAAGUUCAUCCUCUGGGGAGGAGGGCUUUAAUUGGACGUUCAGCGCAGAAAAUACGCCACCCAGGACCAGAACGUGCCAAACGUGUCCAGUCGGAAACGGUACCCAGUUUGCCAUCCUGGCCGUUUGUUACGGAUCGCGAAACGCGAAGUAUUUCACUCAUCAGACUAGCGAGAUAGUCUCUGCAUUCCUUUGGGAUAUUCGUUACGAGUCUAUCGAAAUUCGCAGCCAGUAUGGUGUUUGUAAGCUCGGCCGUGCUCGGUGCAGCCGCCGGUACCGGCCUAGCCCUGCUGGUAGCCGUCACGAUCGUCAUGUACCGGUACUACGUGGUACGCCGAAAGGGUAAAGAAUGGGCCGAGCUGGACCGGUUGGAAGAGAAAAAGGCGGCCCGGAAGAUCAAUCUACAGGACUGUAACGUGUCCAGUGGUUCGGUACCGGUACAGCCAGCUAGCAGUGUCGUUCAUCAUUCGAUUAGCUCGGAAACGCUCGGCACUGGUCCGGUGGAAGUAACACCCAGUCCACUGCAACCACCGCUCGCGGCGGUAGGAUCGACAAAAAAAUCGUACGGCACCGGUGACACACGCGGAGGGUCCGGCUAUCGUCCGUCACAUCCUGCGACUUCCGCUGGCUCACGCAACAACAGCAUGGAGAGUGUCCAUUCGAGAAGUUCGAGCUACCGAGAGAGUGUGCCAAAAUUUAUGACACACGCCAACAGUGACACACGCUCAACUACUUCCGAUAAUCUUAUCUUGAGGAAAUCUCGUUCACCCAGCCCCAUGCGUACAUUCAGUCUGGAGGGACGCUUUCCCAUCGGUGCCACAAAUAAUGCUGGUGCCGUCGGAUUAACGGACGGUAUGGAACGUGGCAGCAAAGCUAGUCUUGCUUCGGUCGUUAGCAGUGGUGUUCCGCGCGAGUUCAACUCACCCAAGAAACGUAACAGCACGUUCUCGGGCGUAGUGUCACUGGCGGGUGACGCGAACGCCCCAGACAGCCCUAUCGGUUCCAUCCGGUCUGAUAGCAGCCGUUCGCCCCGAAGACGUGUUCCGGUGAUUUUGGCAGCGAAUGACAUCCACUCCGUACUGGGACGCUUUCAUCUACGGUUGAAGUACGAUGGCGGCAAGGAAGAACUGUUGGUACAUUUGGUUGAGGCACAAGAUCUAACGCCUGCUGGAGAUACGGGAUUUCGUGAUCCGUACGUAAAGAUGUUCCUGGAGCCGGACGAUGAGCAACGGACGCAACAGACGGCGGUCCAUCGAACUGAAACGCAUCCGUACUUUGAUCAGCAACUCUCAUUCCCACUGAAACCUCGCAACCUAGUCAAGAGCAACUUUGUGCUGCAGCUGUUGGAUUACGAUCGGUUUUCGCAUGAUGAAGUCAUCGGUGAGAUACGCUUCCUGCUGAACACACUGGACCUGUCCGGUUGCGAGCUGUGGGGGGAUUUGAUCGCCGUUCGCAAACCUUCCGAUUCAACAGCCGAACUACUAAUCUCGCUCAGCUAUCUGCCCCAAGCCGAGCGGCUCACGGUGGUUGUGAUGAAGGCCAAAAAUCUAUCCAUCUCCCACGAACCGUUCGUUAAGCUGUAUCUGCUGGUUAAUGAUAAGCGCACGAAAAAACGCAAAACCAGUGCAAUACGUGCGCUAGACCCAACCAAUCCGAUCUGGAAUGAAGCGUUCACGUUUGAGUUGCCAUCGUCACAGCUGCAGGACGCCGGUGUCGAACUGUUCGUAACGUCCAACGAAGCCGAGGGACAGGAUCUGGGUUGUGGGGUGGGUUUGCGUGAAGGUGGUAGCGGCACGCUGCACUGGCAGGAUCUGAUGCAGAACAAUCGUAAACCCAUCGCCAUGUGGCACGUUCUUCGAUAAGAUGCCGGUGGCAAAUGUGCGACACACGACACAUAAAACGAAGUCACCGAAAAAGGGAUAAACGAAACGAUCCAGCUGGGAAUUGGGCAAACAAAAACGAAAACGAUGUUGAGACAUAAAGGGAGCUAAAAAGAUAUAUAAAGGACACAAGGAUGUAACGGGGACUUGAAAAAAAAAAACGAACCAUCCCAUAAAAACCAAAGAGGUAACUAACCGGCCAAGUACCAGGGCCAGUUGACACAGCGAUUCUUUUUAAAGCUUGUUUUGUAUUGUAGAUCACAUAAUGUUACUGCAUAAAUGCAGGCGAAUAUUUCCCACCAAGCAGUUCGCCCUGGAAAGUAUGCAAUCUGCAUAGAAGAACUGUCUUACUAACACUGGUUCAAGGUGCUGGUCAAAUAUGGCGCCGAGAAAAAGAGUUGUCCUUAAAAAACUCAAAUUCUAUUUACUCCCAUCAUUCUACUCUUUCUGUGUUUUGAGUAAGGAUCGGUUACAUCCCGUAGAAGAGUACAAGUCGUAAUCUUGAUUAUAAUCUGAAUCUUUCCAGCCAAAGAUGACAGAUUGCAGAACACAAAAAGAAACAUUUCAAAAUAGUAUUAAACUUGUUUCGAAUAUUUUUAUUUGUAUCUUGUAAGGGAAAGAAAUGAGAGAAUUGUUGUUUUUUUGAUACAUUUUAAUUCGUUACCAUACAUCAAAUGUGAAGGUUUCAAAUAUCAAUGCACAGCAGGAUAAUUGUUGAAAUGUUAGUAUUUACUUAAUUGAAAAAGGGUAUAACAUGUAGUUCUCCUUAUUCUUUCCACCGUUUAAGUUGCUAUAUCGAGAGCUGAGUUGAGCAUAUGCAAAGAAAACACCGUUGUAAAUUGUAGACUGAUGAAAAGUAAAAACUUUAUUGAAAUGUAAUGGAAGGAAAUGAAGAUAAAGCGAAGAAACAUAUUUAUUCAGCUCAAGUGUAUUACUAACAAGCAUAAAACUAGAGUGAACAACAAGAUACCAAAAAAACAAAAUAACAACAAAAAAUGGCAAAAUGUAACUAAAUUUAUAAAAAAAGAAACAAACAAGCUCACGAUAUUGAGGGAACAUAAGAUAAAUUAUCGCUUUGUCUACGGUGCGGUACAAAAACAAGACCUAUCUAACGAAAAUGGAGCUUAACACAAGGCAGUUAAACGAAAGCUUAUAACUAACUAAAGAAAAUCACAAAAGUGAAAGCAUGAGCGUAUAUUUAUGUAUAAUAUUUUAAACCAAAUAUCCAAACAAAGGAAAAAAACGGAGAAAACUUCAAAAAAAGAACAUUAUGAAAUGGGCAACAAAAAAAGAACAACAAAAUACACAAAACACAAACGCUUCUAACACACACAAAGUAUAAAUGUUUUAUAUGCCGUACUGAAACGAAUUAGACUUGAAAACAAAACAAAAAAAACCAAAGAAAAAACAAAUUAAAACUAAAAUGUAACAGUUUGGUGACUGAUGGAAGUAAAAGAGAAAAAAAACUAUUACAAACGAAGAAGAUAACACAAACAAAUAUGAAAACUAAAUGUGUCCUACAUUAAAUUCUACUGUAGUACCAAGUCAAAUUUGUACGUAUUCGUAUGAUUAUACAACAAAAAAAAAAACACAUGGCACUAUUUAUAUGCGUAUUGGUAACAUUUAUACACUAAUCUAAAGGUUAUGAUAUGAUCAUAUAAAACAAAAGAAAAGAAAAAAACGACAGCGGAACUAAGCUGCCCUCGGUGUCUGUAUUAAAUAUGGAACCGAGAGCAUGUCCACCGGUUAGAUGGCGCUAUAAAAGUAUAUUUUGUCGGAACCAGCACUGUUACAACCUUACCUAUCCGUAGAAGCAAACCACCAGAUAAAAGCGCUCGACAGUUUGGAAUAUUAUUAACCCAAUUAUAAAUAUGGUACCUUUUUGUCGAAUGAUUAGAAUGCAAAGCAUCGCAACCACAAUGCAACCAGGAAAUAAAAUAAUACGACCAGAAUGGACUUCAAAUGCUCAUAAUACACCCUCUGUAGUGGCGGGUGGUGUGGUGCUGCUGUAAUUAACAACUCAAUUAGUCAAAGACCGGCCACCAGGGUUGGUUGUUUCGUCUCAUUCCAUCAUAUCAGUAACAUUCCUAGCGAACCGCAAGUUUACAAAACGCCUAAAAAAAGGAAGGAAUAUAUAAUUCCUUAAUAUAAUUAUUAUUCGACGUCUAUUUACCUACCUGAUUGCACUUAAUCCAAUACCCAAAGGUGUGAACAAAACCCCUUUGCAUGUAUCUUCCUGGCACGUAAAUAAUCCUUAAGCCUCGUAGUGUUAAUACACUGCCCCGAAGUGUGGAUCUUUGCAGCAUGUUCCCACGCCCGAACUUUAAGCUACGUGCUUUUGCCCUACCGUAACGGUACUGGAUACGUUUAAGUUUCCCCUAAAAUCCAAUUCUUUUUACUCACACUUAACAAACAAAAAAAAGUUGCACCUUCCUUUCAAUGCACCGAAAACUAUCGUGACAUAACUGUCACGUUCAAAACAAUUGCGGAUAAUAGGAAACUUACAAGACAGAUAUAAGGCAUCCCCGGGGAAAGAUUAUUCUGAGCAAAGCAGCGCAAGGUGAAAAAUAUUGGAUUUUCAAUAAAAAAAAUCGAAUAAACACACACAAACAACAA
This is a messenger RNA of Anopheles funestus (African malaria mosquito), 5874 nucleotides long. Its product is annotated as synaptotagmin-B. Lineage: Eukaryota; Metazoa; Arthropoda; Insecta; Diptera; Culicidae. Gene Ontology annotation, biological process: regulation of calcium ion-dependent exocytosis; regulation of dopamine secretion; calcium-ion regulated exocytosis. Gene Ontology annotation, molecular function: calcium-dependent phospholipid binding; phosphatidylserine binding; syntaxin binding. The record is from RefSeq and is a predicted model, not a curated record. Bases 1612 to 3240 code for a protein of 542 amino acids. The transcript is spliced from 7 exons.